AUGGGUUGGAUGUGGUCAUCCCCUCCCCCCCAGGGCCCCAAUUCGAACCCCAACUCGUCCUUAGAACAGUCCAAACCCUCUCCGUCGACAAAGCAAACCGAAUCUCAGUACGGCGACCCCGAAAUCGCCAAGUUCAUGGCCCAGCUACAAGAGGAAUUCGGCAGCAACAGCAAGCCCGCCGAGGCAGCCAAACCACCACCACCACAACCACCCCCCUCUUCCUCAAACUCCGCUCCUUCUCCUCAGUCCACAUCCACAUCCACAUCCUCAUCCUCCUCCUCUUCAUCAUCAUCAUGGACCCGCUCCCUCUGGGGCUCCUCCAACAAAUCCGAACCCUCUCCAUCACCAUCCACGACACUUUCCCAACCCAACCGCCAAACCUGGACCCCCUCGCGCCUAGACCCUCUCUCCGAAUCCCUCCUGCCCACAGAAAUGUCCUGCCGCCAAGCCUUCGACACAGCCUUCCACUGCAACUCGCUCGGCGGGCAAUGGACGGCCGUGUACCGCGAAGGCAACGUGCGGUCGUGCUCGGAGCACUGGGACGACUUCUGGUUCUGCAUGCGCACGCGCACCUUACCCACCCAACAAAAGGAAGACGCCGUCCGCGCCCACUACCGCCGCAAGGAGUACCUCAAGUACUUCGCGCCCGACCGGCCCUCGAGCGCCGACGUCUGGGAGCCGCGCGACGAGAAGCUCGAGCCGGGCGCCGCCUUCGCCGAGCCCCUCGAGAUGCCCGACGUCAGCGACGAGGAGUGGCGGAGGCAGGAGAUCGAGCGGAGGAGGAGGGUGAGGGAGAUGCUUGCGAAGGAUGAGGCGUGA
Molecule: messenger RNA, 819 nt
Organism: Annulohypoxylon truncatum
Lineage: Eukaryota; Fungi; Ascomycota; Sordariomycetes; Xylariales; Hypoxylaceae
Exons: 1
Coding region: 1-819 (272 amino acids)
Source: RefSeq, a predicted model, not a curated record